CUAGUAUGAAGAUGAUGGAUACAUGUUGGAUGUUCUUUGUCCUGUCCUUACUCUCAGGGUCAGUGUUUGGCUGUACUUUGCCUCAGAGUCUUGAGAAACCGAACAAGAGAUUCUCUUGGCCUUGUUGUGACACUCCUGCUGGCACACACAAACCCUCCUCAGUGCAUUCACUGAGGCCUGCAGACAUCACAGUCUUCUCUGUUGUUGGACUCCCUCACACACCAAGCAAUGUAAUGUCAUCAGUUAUAAGCAGCCUUUAUGAUGUGAUGUCCAUGUUCAGUCCUGAGUUUGCCAGUGUGUUACCUGAUGGAUCUGCACAAUCCAGUGGUCUGGUGAAUCAGGCUGACCAAGCAGCUUCCCUUCUGAACACCCACCAGCCCUAUAUAGCAGAGUCAGGCUGGAAGCUGGUGAUUAUCUUUGUGCCAGUUGAUCGACGCUGUAUGUGUGCUGAGCAGGUCACCAUUGUGGCACAGGAAAUGGAUGCUGCUCUACAAGUGCUACACUCUCAGCUGAAAAAGGCCAUAGUCAGUGUUGUGCUCCAGGAUGCUGAGCCUAACAGUGGACACAGCAGAAUGUGUUCUUGUCCACCAAUAGACUCAGUUGAAGAGCGGCGGUUGACAGGUGCAAUUUAUUCACAUGCCCUUUUGGAAGAUUUAAAAGAGACACUAAGAGAGAACGACUGGUACAGCAGAGAUGAUUUCACUGUGCAGCUUCAGGAUGUUCCUCUGUUUACAGAUGUCAUUUCUAACACUUACAAAUGGACUUCAGAGGAGAAACAGAAUGACCAUCAGGCACACACACUCUUUCUGCAGCUCUGGGAAAACCUUCUCCAGCCAGACACCAAGCAGAAAAAUCUGAACAACUGUGAUGUGCCUACAAUUCGAUGCCCAACCGAGCAUCGACCAUUUCUCAGAACAGAGAAGAAUUCUCUAUCCGAAACAACUCUAUCAUCCAGAGGAGCUGCUCCAGCUGUUGAUGCUGUAUUAGGCACUAAGAUGCAUUGUGAAGAUCUGAGUCCCUCCGACACAAUCCCCACCUCAGUGCAUGCAGUGAGGCCGGCUGAUAUCCGAGUUGUGGGAGCAGUUGGUGAUUCUCUAACGGCGGGGAAUGGUGUUGCGUCUACAAACCUGCUGGAUGUGCUGACACAGUACAGAGGAUUAUCAUGGAGUAUUGGAGGAGACAACAACCUGUCUGCGGUCACUACACUUCCAAAUAUCCUGCGCGUGUUUAAUCCAGAGCUUACAGGAUUUUCCGUUGGAAAGGGGAAACAGAACAGCAAACAGGCUUUCCUCAACCAGGCAGUGGCAGGAUCCAAGAGCUCUGACAUGCUGAGGCAAGCUCAAGCACUGGUCAGCAGGAUGAAGACUGAUGAUCGUAUCAAUUUCUAUUCAGACUGGAAGGUGAUCACCAUGUUCAUCGGAGGCAAUGAUUUCUGUGACUCCUGUAUCACACCACUGUUUUAUUCUCCAGAGAACUUUGUGAAGCAAAUCCAGGUAGCACUGGACUUCCUCCACUCUGAGGUUCCUCGUGCUAUUGUUAAUCUGGUUGAGCCUCUUCACAUCACCCCACUGAGAGCGAUGCACCAGGACUCCAGUCUGGGCUGCCCCACAUGGCUUGUGCGAAUCCUCUGCUCCUGUGUAGUUUCACCAGAAGAUGGAUCAGAAGCUUUGCAGGACCUGGAAGAUCUGAACAGAGCUUAUCAGAGAGUGCUGAGACAUUUGGUGGAGUCUGGCCGUUAUGACACAAACUCUAACUUCACCGUGGUGCUGCAGCCUUUCCUGAGGGAUAUAACAGUGCCAAUGCUGGAUGGACUUCCUGAUCGUUCGUUUUUCUCUCCUGAUUGUUUCCACCUUAGUCAGAAGGCUCAUACUCUCAUGGCUCGUGCUCUUUGGAACAACAUGAUGGAGGAUCUGGGGAAUAAAACACAGAAACUGGACUUCACUUUAGGUCUCCAUACUAAAUGUCCAUCACAGACCACACCCUUUCUUCAGACCUUUGAGAACAGCAAUUAUACUUAUAAAAGCCCACUGCCACCCCCACCUCCAAUUUCAAACUGGGGCAGUGAUUUCUUCUGCACAGACACCAAGCCAUCGAUCGACAUCCCUAAAUCAGUUCAUCACCUGCGGCCUGCGGAUAUCAAGGUGAUCGCUGCACUCGGAGACUCUGUUACUGCUGCACUUGGCACAAAAUCACAGAACUACACUCAGUUUCAUACAGAAUACAAGGGAGUGUCAUGGAGUAUUGGGGGUGAUCAUUCAUUGGACACUACAACAACACUGCCAAACAUCCUGAGACAAUUUAACCCAUCUCUACAGGGCUUCUCUACUGGAGACGGUGUGUCAGCACAGGACGGCUUCAACAUGGCCGUGUCUGGAGCCAUAGCCUCUGAUCUUGCAGCACAGGUCAACAGACUUAUUCAGGCCUUAAAAUCCAGUGAGAAUGUAGAUUUCGAAAUGGACUGGAAGCUGAUUACUGUGUUUACUGGGGUCAGUGAUUUGUGCCAGUAUUGUAUGGACCAGAACAACCUGUCACCACAGAACUACAGUCAUCACCUCAUGAAGGCUCUGGAUCUGCUGCAUAAAGAGGUACCUCGUGUUCUAGUGAAUGUUCUCACAGUUCCAGAAAUGGAGGUCUUGAGGAUGGUCAAGAAGAGUUCAUUAGGCUGCAGUUUUUUCCCCAGAGAUGUCUGUCCAUGCCUCAUGACCCCAGGUGACAACUCAUCAGCGCUGACAGAGCUAAAGCUCAUUAAUCAAGAAUAUCAGACUGAGAUGACAAAGCUAAUAUCUGGGGAACGUUACGAUGGCCAUGAAGAUUUUACUGUUGUACUUCAGCCUUUUCUUCAAAACACAACCUUUCCUUUAGAUAAAGAGGGAAAUCCCGAUCUCAGUUACUUUACAUUAGACUGCUUCCAUUUCAGUGAGCGGGCACAAUCUGAGAUGGCCAUUUCCCUUUGGAAUAACAUGUUGGAGCCAGUGGGAAAUAAGCAGACCUUCAACAACUUUACCUACGAUCGCACAAAACUUAGGUGUCCAUCUGAGACUCUCAGACCAUUCAUUUAUACCAAGAUGAACAGCCACCCUGAUUACUUCACAACUCCAGAGCCAACAUCUAGAAGUACCCCAGUUCCCAACAGCCCAACUCCCUGCCCCAACAGCUGCCACAACAGUGUACCUAUGUGGGUGCCAGCCCUAUUUGGAGUCGCAGGUUUACUCCUCGGCUGGGUGGUCACCUGGCUAUUUAUGCGUCGGUGGAUUAAGAAGCAGAAGAACGAAUACAAAGUGAAGGAAAAGGAAAGAGAGAUGAAGGGAACUAGCUUUUAGCACUGAGCUAUUUUUACAGUACCACUGACUUUGGAAAACAUGCUUUUUAGACUGCAGUAAAUCCAUCAAACUGGAUGUGUAUGGUUAUGGGAUGACUUUUAUAUAUCAGUGUGAAUCUACAUGCAUAAACACAAGGCUGUGGUCCAUUCUGAAGUGAUCAUUACCCCUGUGAAAUCUAAACCCUCCACAGAGAGAGAAGGGUCCCCCUUUUUAGGGGUUGAAGGUAAUAGCCAUUUGGAUGGUACUUUACAAUAAUUUGCAGCCUACAGAUACAUAUUCAGAAGCAGCCAUGACAAAUAACUUAAGUGUUUUGUUUUUUUUAUUGGAGGGGACAUUAAAGAAUUAAUAUACAACAACAUAUUAAACUUUAGCAGCAGCGGCUCGUGAACAAACAGAUUUUGGUGGGGCAAGGCAGUUGUUCGACUCGUUGUUUUUCUACUGUGUUUGAUACAACAACUGUGUUUUCCAUGAGCAAUGUGUCAUGUGUCAUACUAUUGCAAGUUUAUCUGUUUAGUUAUUGCAACAACAGGAAAGUCUUCCACAGGUUUUACAUUCUGAAAUCAUGAAUUUGCUUAGAAGUGAUGUCUCGAGUGAUGUCUAAUAAAGUGAAAGAUGCGUA
Ictalurus furcatus (blue catfish) is the source of this 3939-nucleotide messenger RNA. RefSeq names its product phospholipase B1, membrane-associated. Lineage: Eukaryota; Metazoa; Chordata; Actinopteri; Siluriformes; Ictaluridae. The transcript has 43 exons. The record is from RefSeq and is a predicted model, not a curated record. Gene Ontology annotation, biological process: phospholipid metabolic process. Gene Ontology annotation, molecular function: glycerophospholipase activity. Bases 6 to 3320 code for a protein of 1104 amino acids.